This is a messenger RNA of Apis laboriosa (Himalayan honeybee), 3528 nucleotides long. RefSeq lists its product as uncharacterized. The transcript is spliced from 3 exons. Lineage: Eukaryota; Metazoa; Arthropoda; Insecta; Hymenoptera; Apidae. The record is from RefSeq and is a predicted model, not a curated record. Bases 566 to 2113 code for a protein of 515 amino acids. Gene Ontology annotation, cellular component: extracellular matrix.
GCGAAUUCGAAAGGCGGCCAGUUGCUGUUCGCGCGUCGUAUGCGUCGCGUCACGGGUGUAUCGUGUCCCGAGAUACCGAGCGGCAGGCGAAUUCGAACAACGUCGAAGUGGGAAAAUCCGUGGAAACAGGUCGUGAUGGUCAACGACGUCGCACGUCGUCAUGGAUGUAAUUGGACGUUUCCGGUCGAACGAAGGAAAAUAACGACGAGGAUGACUUGGAUGUAGUGGAAUCGUAGUCUCGAACGACGAGCGGUGAAACGGCUCGGUCGGAGAGAAGUGGUUGAUCUCGAUCGAAGUGGCAAUAUGACAGACAGAAUCACGUAGUGGCGCGUGGCGUGUCAGACCAACUGACACGGGACUCUGAGUGCGUUCUUCGAUUUCGUUUCGGAAGCUGGAAAAUCGAGGAAACACAUUCGUCGCGGGAUAUCCAGGACGCGGGCAUGUCGGGACGCGGGAAUUCGGGUCGUCGACUCGACGUAAAAUCAGCUGAUAUCGACUCGGUUUGAGGCGAGCCGACGUCGAGAGGAAGAGGAGACAAGAGGGAGGGGGGGAUAGAUCGAGAAAAAUGGAAGCAAGGAGAUUCGUGUUGGGAAGCGCUAUCCUCGGACUUUUCUGGAGCGGAUUGUUCAAGGGUGCCCUGACCAAUUCGACCAACAGAUGCGACUAUCCUCCCUGCUCCUGCGAUUCUCACGGCAGGCUGACCUGCGACUGUAAAGAGGAAGGAGAGGAGCUGGUGUUAACCACGGACGGGGACAAAAGGUUGAGCCCGCACACGAGCAGGAUAGUGGUGAGCAAUUGCUCGUCCGUGAUCCUGGCCAACUCGAGCCUCGCCUCGAUGGUCGGUCUGCGCGCGAUCGACCUGAUCAACGUGGCGAACCUAACCCUAGUCAGGCAGAGUUUCGAGCUCUCCCCUCAAAGUACGCGCACGUGGAUAUCGGUGAGGAACUGCAGCAUCGACACGAUGCCCAGUUUCGUGUUCCGGGGGGACGUGGAGGCGAUCAUCCUGGAGAACGUGAGGAUCGGCCAGUUGAGCGCGUUCUCGUUCGCGAAUCUGGUCCACACGGAGAAACUUAGGCUGGAGAACUGUCGUAUCGAGAGCAUAGAGGCGCAAGCGUUCAAGAAAUUCGACGUGGGCCACUUGCGUGUGAUCGGUACCAGGUUCGGGGACCAGGUGCCGAGCAGGACGAUGAACGACAUCGAGGUUUACCACACGUUCAUGUUGGACGGCGUGAGGAUGGGCACGGUGAGGAGCGAGGCGUUCAUCGUGAGGAGCCCGCGGACAGUGGCGAUACAAAAUUGCGUGGUGGAGAGUUUGGAGAGCGAGGCGUUCGACGUGACCGCGAGGGGGCCUGUGAUCGUGAAGAACAACACUUUCGGUAGCCUCUCCAUAGGCGCUUUCCUCGGUGUACGAGCGGACGCCGAAGCGAGAGUACAACCGGCCGCCUCUCUCCACGACCUCAUCUUUAAGAAUAACAGCGUGGUCAACUUCGAGGAGGGUUCGAUGAUGUUCGACCGAAAUAGUUUUCGCCUCGAGCUCGACAACCUGUUGGUCGGUCGAUCGUGCGACUGUCGCAUGUUACCCAUAUGGAAGAACAAUAUUCUCAAUUACACCAACGUCUACUCCAGGUUUUACACCAAACAGAACACCGCCUCCUCCUCCUCCUCCUUCUCCUCCUCCUCCCUCGUCUCGAGCCAAGACACCCCGAUCAACGAGACCCCGGAGACGUUCCUCUGCUACGACGGCGAAACGUCGAGCGGCGUGGCGAUCAGCUUCGUCGAGUACGAGACGCGACAUUGCUCCCUCGGUGGCUCCAUCCUGGUGUUCGUGCUCCUCAUCGCGGUCCUCCUCCUCCUAUCGAUACUGAUCGCCUGCCUGAUCGUGUGGUGCUGCAGGAGGCGACGUAGGAACAGCAGGAAAAAGUGGAUCAGCGUGCCGAUGAACGCGCCCGACGUCGUGUCGAAAAAGAACGGGGUGAUCGGCAGAGAGGCGGCUGCCUCGGCCACGCCGGUCGACAGCCGGAUAACGAUGGUCGUGCCGGACGGGAGACUGUACAGGGAGACGGAGUUUCACGUGAUCGUGGAGAAGGCCGAACCGUUGACCACGGAAUUGUAACGAGAAGCUUGGAACGGCUCGGCGACCACGACCAGGCCUCGAGUCGAGCAACGAUUCGACCGCUCCAACGCUUCGAGCCGUUUUCGCGUCUACAAGCUGUGAAUCCACGAACCGAUGUAACGAUAAUAAUCGCCUGUGCGCGUAGAUUCCAUCCGCGGAUCGGACCAACUCGCGUACACCGGUCUCUCCGGUGCGCGUAACGCCCAUCCAUCCCUUUCCAAACUACGAGCGGACUACUCUCUCUUUCUCUCUCUCUCCGAGCAACUUAUCAACGAUUAUCAACUCGCGUUGACGAAGAAACAGAAUGAGAGAGAGAUGUCGAAUCUCUCUCUCUCUCUUGUUUUCAAUUUAAUCCUUCUAGUACAAGACAGUUCGUAAGCUUCCAUUUACAUAUCAAGAACGAGCAUCGAUUAUCCAUCCAAUCCACCCCCUCCCCCCCUCGUUUCCUUUUCUUUUCUUUUCACGUGUUCUUUCCACCUGGUCACGUACACUUAUCGCACCUCUCGCUAAUUAGAGAGAGAGUUUCCCUUUCGUUUUUUUUUUUUCACGAGCAGGUCGCGUGGAUGGAUAAUCGAUGCGCGUUGUUAGUUAAGUUUAAGCGCGUUAGUUAAAUAGCUUCCAAAAAAAAAAAAAGAAAGGAGAAGAAAAGAGGGCCAGUGUCGUUUCGCGAAGAUCGAAGAGAAGCUUGGUCGAAGCGAUGCGACGGAGGAAGGACGGGGAGCGACGACGACGACGAAGAUGAUGAUGAUGAUGAUGAAAGAAGAGGCGAGUACAAAGGGGAGUGAUCGAAACCGAUAACGGACUCGGUGACGUCGCGUUCGAGAUUUUCUUAUCGGCGAUCAUCCGUCGAACGAGUGUCGGAAAGAUUGCGACGAUCGCACGUUCGAUCGGAAAGCAGUGUGCCAUUCCAGUGUGCGUUCGCGUGCUUCCGUUUAAAAAUGGAGCGAAGGAAGGCGAAUUAUUCGUAAGAAAAUUAUUCGAAGCGAAAACUGUUCACUCCCUACGCGAGAAUUUUCAUCGAGAAUCCCUGUAUCAUAUUCCUCCUUCCAAUUCUAAUCGCGUUUCUAAUCGUGCUUGUAACACAAUAAAAACAGAUAUUACCUGACACCCCUUGACAAUACGAGAUAAGAAGAAUAUCGAAAAAUAUAUCUGAAAUUAUUAUUAUUACUCCGAGCGAGUGGAUGAGAACGAUAAGACAGAGAAGACUUCUUGUACAAGCCCUACGUACCAAUGAAAUCUACGUUACACGCAAAUUUGUAUUCCGUUCCCGAACCGAGCGUGACGACAACUCACGAUCCUUCUCCUCGAGUGUUCACAAAACUCUUUCUCGUUAAUUUAUUGUAUUAUUUCACUACGAUUUCAUGUUUAUUUAUGAGCUCUGGACUUUGGCCAAUAAAUUGUUGUUACUGUUAUCA